Messenger RNA from Volvox carteri f. nagariensis, 1833 nucleotides. RefSeq lists its product as uncharacterized. Bases 1 to 1833 code for a protein of 610 amino acids. Gene Ontology annotation, biological process: tRNA modification; cytokinin biosynthetic process. The record is from RefSeq and is a predicted model, not a curated record. Lineage: Eukaryota; Viridiplantae; Chlorophyta; Chlorophyceae; Chlamydomonadales; Volvocaceae. The transcript has 9 exons. Gene Ontology annotation, molecular function: tRNA dimethylallyltransferase activity.
AUGCCCGCCACGUCUCUCUUUGAGCUGCAACUGCAGCCGCAAUAUGCCCCACAGCAGCAGCAACAACAGCAACAGCCGUCGCUUUCACCGCCGCCGCCGCCGCCGCCGCCGCAGCAGCAGCAGCAACAACACACGCAGGACGAGCAUGAACAGGAGGCCGCACGUGCCGCAGCAGCGACGGCUGACAACGUGCCCGCUGAGGGCUCCGAAACCGCGCAGCGACGCCCUAUGGUGGUCAUCGUGACCGGGCCCACCGCCGUCGGCAAGACAGCCAUCAGCCUCAUGCUGGCAACGCAUCUCAGGCAGCCCACCACGACAGGCCACCACAAUUACCAGCACCAGGAACAGCAGCAGGAGCAGCAGCAGGAGCAGCAGCAGCACCAACAGGAGCAGCAGCAGGAGCAGCGUCAUUCCGACGGUAAUGGUGCUGGAUAUAGCGCGACGGGGAUAGGGUGCGGUGCCGUUGAUGGUGCUGGCGGCUGCUCGGCGGCUGGCGGCGGCGGGGCGUCGUCAGCUGGGGGGGAGGUGAUCAGUGCGGACAGCGUGCAGGUCUACAAGGGUCUGGACGUGGGCUCAGACAAGCUUCCCCCCUCGGAGCGGCGGGGUAUUCCCCAUCACCUGAUUGACGUGCGGGAGCCCCAUCAGGACUUCUCAGCCGGGGAGUUCUUCGAGUGUGCGCGACCCGUGAUGGAGGACAUCAUCAAUCGCGGCGGCGUUCCGUUGGUGGUUGGCGGCACGGGUUUGUACCUGCGUUGGUUGGUGGUUGGCAAGGGGGGCGCCCCUCGCGCCACCCCGGAGGCUCUGAAGGCGGUGAAUGAAGCCAUCGGAGCGGCGUGGGCGGAGAGGGAGGCGGAGAAGCGGGCUGCUGCAGUGGCGGAGGCGACAGAUGCGACGGCGGCGGCGGCGGCGGCGGCGGCGGGUACCGCAGAGGUGGCGGCGGUAGCGCCGGAUCCAUUUUGUCUAGGGGAGGAGGAGAAAUGGGACGCAGCGGCGGCGCUGCUGCUCAAAUGGGGUGAUGACGUGGCGUACGACAGGAUCCGAGCGGAGCGCAACAACUACUACCGGUUGGAGAGGGCACUGGCCAUCCUCGCCAUGCACCCGGGGGCUAAGUUGGCGGAUUUCGAACCCCGCGCGAUUCUGGAUCGGGAACUGGAUUUGGAUUUCAGGUGUUUCUUUCUCCACCGGCCUCGGCUACAGCUGUACGACAGGAUUGCGUCCCGCGUGGAGGCUAUGGUAGUGGAGGGGGGCUUGCUCGAGGAGGCGGCCAUGCUGCUGCGUAUGGGUCUGGCACCCGGAGCAAACAUGGCGGCCAAAGCCAUCGGGUACCGGCAAGCCAUGGAGUGGCUGAUGGCGGCCAAGGCGGCUGACCGACCCGUGGGUCUGCCGGACCUGUGUGCCCUGCACGCCGCCAUCUGCCAGGCCACUCACAAACUCGUGCGCGCGCAGAUGACCUGGUUCAGGGACGACCCCAUGUAUAAGUGGAUAGAUGUGGAGGGUCGUGACCCACGGGACGUUGUGGAGGAAAUCCUUCAGGAGCUGGCCAAGCCGCAACACGAAGCAGCAGCGGAGGCGCGGGGCCCGGCUAAGAAGGCCAAGAGCAAGUCCGCUCUGGCGGCGGAGGCGGCGGCGGCCGCCGCGGCCGCGGCGGAGGCGCAGCUGGCCCCGCUCCUGGCGCGCAUCAAUGGAGAGCUACUGCCGGGCAUUCCGGAGGCGGCUGUAGCUGCCGGAGCCGCAUCCGCCACUGCUACCUCCGCGGCGGUGUCUGGAGGUGUACGGCAGGAAGUGGGGGAGGUUGAAGAGCGGGAAGCGAAGCGCUGUAGAUCAGGGGAGUAA